GUCCCGACCACCUCAAAUACUCCGAACCCCAGACCUUAAAAACACGACGUGUAGGAGGAUCCUUUUUUGGUUUUUUCUUAAUCUAAUAAUAAUCUGUGUUUGUGAGAUUAUGAUACAGGAGGGAAGAUGAGGAAAUUGUGUCCGAAUUUCGACAGGGAAGAUGGGCUGGAGACGAUCCUGGAGGUGCCGAUUCCGGACGAGAUGUUUGCGAGCAUGGGCAACAACGUCGCCGUCCGGUGGCAAACCUUGUCGACGUGGAUGAAGGCUCAGACUUCCGACAAGUGGUCGUCGCCGGUCAUCGUCGCCCGGUACAAUGAGAUGAGCUUCCUCCUCUACACCGUCGGAUCUCCCUUGAUCCCCGUCCAAGUUCACUUGGACCCCUCCGUUAACCGCCCUGUCAAACAUACCUCCAUUGAAGCGUCGACGGCGAAGUACAUACUAACACAAUACAUAGCGGCCACGGGAGGACAGGCGGCGAUAAACGCAGUGAAAAGCAUGUGCAUUAUAGGGCACAUAAAGAUUGGGACAUCCGAUUUUCAUCAGGGCGACCAAAACGUGAAGGCGAGGACGAACGAGGAGAGGGGCGGGUUCGUGCUUUGGCAGAAGAAUCCUGAUCUCUGGUGCCUUGAGUUGCUCAUCUCAGGCUGCAAGGUCAUCUCUGGGAGCAAUGGCAAGACUGUAUGGAGGCAAUCCUCAAAUCAACAGAGACCCAUCAGUAAGGGCUCUCCCAGACCCCUCCGUAGAUUCUUGCAGGGGCUUGAUCCGAGAUCCAUAGCCAACCUGUUCAUAGACGCAGUGUGCAUAGGGGAGAAGAUCAUAAACGACGAAGACUGCUUCAUCCUGAAGCUGGACACCCCACAGUCUGCUCUGGAAGCACAGAGUGCCCAAAACUACGAAACAAUCCACCACACCAUCUGGGGAUACUUCAGCCAGAGAUCAGGGCUUUUGGUGAAGUUCGAAGAUUCCAGGCUUCUGACUGUGAAAUCCGCCAGAGACGACGACGGAGUGUUCUGGGAAACCAGCAAUGAAUCUGUGAUCGAAGAGUACAAGUAUGUGGAUGGUGUUAAUAUCGCCCACGGUGGGAGGACUUCUGUCACGGUUUUCAGAUAUGGAGAGCAAUCGGCAAACCACAAGAGGGAGCUCCAAGAAACCUGGAAAAUUGAAGAGGUUGACUUUAAUGUUGAUGGUUUGAAUCAAGAGUUCUUCAUGCCACCAACAGACUUUAGCAAAGAUUGAUUCAUUGAUGGGGAUCAACAAUUUUUGUAUAUACUCAA
Molecule: messenger RNA, 1274 nt
Organism: Ipomoea triloba (trilobed morning glory)
Lineage: Eukaryota; Viridiplantae; Streptophyta; Magnoliopsida; Solanales; Convolvulaceae
Exons: 3
Coding region: 127-1236 (369 amino acids)
Source: RefSeq, a predicted model, not a curated record